GAUAUUCUUCAGAAAUUUCGUGUACGACGAGUUUGCCCUCCAUGGAAUCAAAAUCAACCUCUGGUGGUGGUGGUGGUGGCGUUGUCCGUCGCAAAGGUACUCUGUCGAGAUAUGAACCAUACGCACUAGUGACAGAGAACAAGGAGAAAGAGGAGGAGGGGGUUGUACAACUUGGAGUUGAGCUUUCACUCCGUGUAGCAGAAUUCAUGUUUCUCCUGUGUGACGACAAGAAGGUAAUGUUGUUGUUCUGCUUUAUGAUAUGCAAAGUUGGAACACCAGACGACCCCGUGUCUGAAAGGCUGCUUCGCGUCAUGCACCAUGUCUACACUAAUGAGAUCGUAUCCAAGAAGAGACUGCAUAAAAAAAGUAUUUGUCCCAGCAGAUCGGUCCAUUGUGGAUUGAUCGGGAGUGCUUGGAAUGAUUUAGAUUACGUAAUCAGAUAUCUUCAUGGUCUUGCUUAUAAGCUUCUCAUAAGGAAACAACGUUGUUUCCCUAAUUUUAGACAUGAUCGAUUGGAUACUGUAGCUAUCAAGCGACUACUAAUCAAGAAGCUAGAUGAUAAACUGAGGUGUGCAAAAGAUGCUUCUGAGGCGAAUGGCUUUGCUAGGGAGACGUUAGAGUCUACCGUUUCUGAAACUUGGAAGUCUCUCUUCUUUAAUGAAGAAGAAGAAGAAGAUGUUGUUGUUGUUGGCGAAGAUGCAAAGGCCACAAAGAUUAGGCUUCUUCGCGACUUGUUUCAUCCUCUUUUUGGCGAAUCGUGGGAGCCUAAGUGGGUGAGGCCUAGCCAGUCACCUCUUUACACUAUAGGCAAGGAUUUUGAAAAGCAGGAGGAGAUGAGAGAGGAGGCCAUGCGACUUGGAGUUGAGCUCUCGCUCUACGUUGCUGAGUCCAUGUUCUUGAUGUGUGAUGAUAUCCGUAGUGUGUUAUUGUUCUGCAAUAGGUUAUUGUCAGCGGUUGUAAAAGACCUGAAACAACAACAACCACCUCAGGAUAGUCCUGUGACUGAAAGAAUUGUUCGUGUUUUUCAUUACGUCUAUUCGAAGCAUAUAAAACCACGAGUGUUUCAUUAUGGUGGCAGAUCAGUCCAAUGGAAACUGGCAAUGGCGUCUUUUGAGGAUUUUCAUGUCGGAAUCAGAGAUCUGGACGUCUUUGUAAGACAAGGAACGCCUACCAGUAGUAUUCACAAAGCGCUGAAGAACGUAGAGGAGAAGUUGAGAUGUGCCAAGGCUGUUUCAAAGGCGAAUGGGUUUACGAGGAAUGCAAUGGAGUCUGACAUUUUGAUCAUGUGGAAGUCUCUCUUUGACAAACCAACUGAGGAUCUUUGGGCUCUGAAAAUGAUGAGGGUUGGGAUUCUCAAUGACAUGUUUCACCCUCUACUCAAGGAAAUAGCUGAAGAAAACUCGCUUCGUCAUUCUUUUACUUGUCUUAAUAUAUAUAACUGAACUUGGAUCACACAACACUUGUUAUUAAUUUUUUCAAGUUUGUUUUAUUUUCUUAUUUUAUUGCGGGGCUUAGUUGUGUUUAAUUUAGUAGUCAGGCUUUUGUUCCAGACUGAUGAUAACUGAUUAAUGGUAGAGG
This is a messenger RNA of Eruca vesicaria subsp. sativa (arugula), 1578 nucleotides long. The record is from the annotation of a GenBank genome assembly. NCBI's taxonomy places the organism in Eukaryota, Viridiplantae, Streptophyta, Magnoliopsida, Brassicales, Brassicaceae.